Messenger RNA from Astyanax mexicanus (Mexican tetra), 3306 nucleotides. Its product is annotated as complexin-3-like. NCBI's taxonomy places the organism in Eukaryota, Metazoa, Chordata, Actinopteri, Characiformes, Acestrorhamphidae. Gene Ontology annotation, cellular component: terminal bouton; SNARE complex. The record is from RefSeq and is a predicted model, not a curated record. Bases 1101 to 1613 code for a protein of 170 amino acids. Gene Ontology annotation, molecular function: syntaxin binding. The transcript has 4 exons. Gene Ontology annotation, biological process: regulation of neurotransmitter secretion; synaptic vesicle exocytosis; neurotransmitter transport.
CUUUAAAAUAUUCAGAUGCAGAGUUCUGAUCCAUGUUGGAUUAUUUAUGUAUUGCAUGCAACAGUAAAACAUACAGAUACAUACAGACUUCCAUUCAUCCAAGUUUUUAAACAGUUCUUCCUGGUCUGGGUCGUGGAGGUUCUGCAUCCCAGGAAUCAUUGGGCUCAUGGCAGGAAUACGCCCUGGACUGGGCAUGCUUCCAUCACUGAUUACCACAUACACAACCCAUACACUCACACAAUUACACCUAGGGGGCAGUUUAGCAAGGCCUGUUCAGGUAACAUGUGUAUUUUAAGACUGGGUGCCUUCCUGCCUCAAAAAAAAAAAAAAAAAUCUUGUCUGAUUAUACAGCAUGUCUUAUGAUUCACACAGCCAUUGACUGCAAAGGAUUUGCAGCAAAGUGUUGAAUUCUUUAUCUUUAUAUUUCCUAUUAUGUUAGUUUGUUCAGAUACAUUUGAUUAAACUUGUGCUACAUUUAUCUUCUUAACGUGAGGUGUAAGAGUAGAUGUGACGUCAGUGUGUGUGAGGCUCAUCAGGUGCACGUGAAUAUCCCCCUGUGCCGGCUAACGAGAUUCCCCUUUCCUUAAGUUCCUUACAGCCUUAAUCGGUGGUACAGCAGAGCACUGAGAGAGCCGAACAGACGGAAUGACCAGAGUGGACACCGCUGAGGAAGUGAAGAACAGAGUGUCUUUAACUUACAGGUGGUCUGAGAGGCUGCAGAUGGGCUUGUGUGACUGUGUCAGUCCAGAUGAGCACUUGUGGAUGAAGCUGUGAAGACACCUUUGUACAGAUGUCACCCUCUGACUCAUCCCUAUGGGUCACUGUCUGACUGUCUGUCCGCUGACCUGUUGUCUGUCUGCUGAUUGACCUGCCACCAUUGCACGAACAGCUAAUUCACUGUCUGAGUCACACACACUUACACAAACACACAAACACACACACAUGCACAUGGGCUUCUAACUCAACGUGAGAAUGAGGCAACACUUUCACAACUGCACAUUCAUUCACUUUCACAGAUAGCAGGGCAGGCCUACACAAACCACACGCACACAUACAUACAUUCACACACUCACACACACACCCUCCUCUCCAGCCCCAGCAUGGAUACCAUGGUUCAGAAGUCACUGGUUGCCCCCAUCAAGAAACUGACGAGUUGUGUGACCGGAUCUGCAGAGCAGGACAUCUGGACCAAGCACAAGCCCAGGCAGGGGUCAAAGUGCAGGAGUUUUGCGCCCCGUUCGGGUCAAACAAACAACGCCUCCCUGCUCCGAGCCUACCAGGCCGACCUGGACAGAGAGAGGAAGCUACGUGAGGCUAGAAAUGCUCAAAAGAAUGCAGAGAGAGCAGCCAUGAGGGCCCACUUCAGGAGGAAAUAUCAACUCACUCAGAAUGCCAAGGACAGCAGCCAUCUGCAGGCAGUGGGCAGUAAAAUGGUUCUCCCCCAUGACCUGGCCAAGAUGGUGCGGUCCGACGGCCAGGCGAAGGAUGAGAGCUCUACUCUGCUGAGUGCAUUUCAGAACAUGAGCUUUGAUAUGGGACUGAUCUCGGGCAACAAGCAAAAGAAAACACACACCAGCUCGUCUGAUUACGCAGAACAGUGCAAAGUCAUGUGACAGACUGGAACAUGACUACAAACGAAAAACUACAAAUUAGAAAUAUGAUUACAGGGGUAAGAAUAUGUGUAUGCAGCUGUUCUUGAGUGCAUGGUGCUGAUUUGGAGGACUCAUUCACACAAAGCAUGUCACAUUUUACGUACUACACACUACAGGCCAAAGGUCUGAAAGCUAAAGAUUGAAAUUGUUGUUUUUAAAAGAUAUCAGUAAUGUCUUUAAAUUCUGAGUUUGUCUGUGUAAAGCUAAUUAAUUCUCAAUUUGUUUUCUCCCGUAAAGGUUUGUUGCAGCUCUAGUCAACAAACACAUUGUGUCAAACUCAAUUUUUCUUAAUUGUAAUGUACAAUCUCAAUUCCAAAUAAGUCGGCACACUGUGUAAAAUGUAAAUAAAUGUAAAUAAAAACAGAAUGCAAUGGUUUUCAUAGACCCAUAUUGCAUUUCGUCGCUCUCCUAUGAAAAACACCUAUUUCCGUUUUUGGCGAUUUUUAGUUUACUACAAAAUUUGAAUAGAUAAACUGUUUCUUACACUGUGCCAAAAUUUCUUGAUGAACGGACCAAUAGAAACUCUUCAAAAUUACCUAAAAUAAACUCUUUUUACAUUGACUUCUAAUGAAAGUUUACAAGGUUUUUUCUCUCUCCUGUAAAGUUGCUGUUUUUGGAGAUAAGUGUUUUUCAUUGGACAGCAACGAUUUACAAAAAAACAUAAAACACAUAUCCUGUGUUGAAAGUGAGACAUUUUACCUUGUCAUUAAAAAAUUAACUCAUUCAGAAAAUGUUGGGGUGGGGCAACAAAAGGCUGGAAAACUAACAGAAUGUUCAACUAACUCACAUAAAUGGGUAUGAAAGGAGCAUUUUAAAUAGUCAGAAUCAAAGAAGAAGCAAAGACAAUCAAAUGUUUGCCAAUCUGUGAACAAACUGUUGAACAAUUUAAGAAAGGAUUUUGGAUAUCCCACCAUCACUGUAUUAAACACAAGCAUGAUACUGAUACUGUAAAACCAUUGUUGGCCAACUUUUUGAGUUGUGUUGCUGCCAUUAAGUUUUAAGUAAGUUACUGUUUUUUUCACAAGAUGGUAAAAUAUCUCACUUUCAACGUUAAUAUGUGCUUUAUGUUCUAUUUUCAGUAAGAUGUGUGUCUAUGAGAUUGGAAAUCAAAGAUUGGAAGUUAAAUUUGGAAUUGGGAUUGUAUUUUAACAUUAAAAAUUAUGUUUGGCGAAUGCGUCCAUUCUUUUGGUCUUAUUUAAAGGAUAGCAUGAAAAUACCUAAAAUUAUAUCUGUAAUUAUGUUUGUUUUGUACAGUAUUUAUAGCAAUUUACAUAUCUACACACACACACAAACAAAUAGAUGCCUUUAAAUGUUUUUGUCCUGUAUACCUCACGGUCUGAAUGUCACAAACAUGCAUAUCAUCAUAAGGACAUCAGUUGACUUUUCCUUCAUUUCAUUUUUUGUAAUACGUUUCAUUGUUAUUUAUUUAUUUAUUUAUUUGUUGAGUAAUACAUUCAUGUACUUGUUUUUUAUAUAUAUUCAGAUUCUGGUUUAAAAAGGAAAUCUCGCUGUUGUUAACAGUGUUGUAGUUUGUGAGAUUGUGAGUGUGUCAGAGCUCAGAGGUGACCACAAUACUUAGUUUAAAGUGUGUAUUAUGUUUUACUUCAUGUAGAUGCUAAAUAUUCUUACAAAUGACAUUAAAAACUGUAAAAAA